Molecule: messenger RNA, 1095 nt
Organism: Carya illinoinensis
Lineage: Eukaryota; Viridiplantae; Streptophyta; Magnoliopsida; Fagales; Juglandaceae
Product: multiple organellar RNA editing factor 2, chloroplastic-like
Exons: 4
Coding region: 125-838 (237 amino acids)
Biological process (GO): cytidine to uridine editing; mitochondrial mRNA modification
Cellular component (GO): mitochondrion
Source: RefSeq, a predicted model, not a curated record
AACCCUAUCAUAUAUCUCCAUCCAAAACCCUCGCAUCCAUUUCCCAACUUCCGAGAUCAAACCUCCAGAAAGUUCGAAACCCUGCCUUCCCUGUCCUCAAAUCUCAUUCGCGAAGAAAAAAGCAAUGGCUCUAACCCUAGCUCGAGCGCUGUACUUCACUUCAGUCCGUCACCCCACGGUUAUUUACAAACGCCUCCACUCCACCAUCACCCAUCCUCCUUCGGUCCCCACUGUUUUCUUCCUCUCGCGCCGGUCCCUAGCCCCCCUCUCCCACGCCGUCCGAUCUGUCCCCUCCACCUCCCGCUUCACCCCGGUUCGAUGCCGCGUGAACCGCUCUGGUGGCUCCGCCUACUCACCCCUCAACUCCGGUUCCAACUUCAGCGACCGACCCCCGACCGAGAUGGCUCCGCUCUUCCCUGGCUGCGACUACGAGCAUUGGCUCAUCGUCAUGGAUAAGCCUGGGGGCGAGGGGGCUACCAAGCAGCAGAUGAUCGACUGCUACAUCCAAACCCUCGCCAGAGUCGUCGGAAGUGAGGAGGAAGCGAAAAAGAAAAUUUACAAUGUUUCGUGCGAGAGGUACUUUGGAUUUGGCUGCGAGAUUGACGAAGAGACAUCUAAUAAGCUUGAAGGUUUGCCCGGUGUUUUGUUUGUUCUUCCGGAUUCUUACGUGGAUCCUGAAAAUAAGGACUAUGGGGCUGAAUUGUUCGUGAAUGGAGAGAUUGUUCAGAGGUCCCCCGAAAGACAAAGGAGGGUGGAGCCACAGCCACAGAGAGCUCAAGACAGACCAAGAUACAAUGACAGAACUCGGUAUGUGCGUCGCAGGGAAAACAUGCGGUGAAAUAUGGAAUUGAGACAGUGGAGGGGGAAGAUUAUCCCUGUAGAUAUCUCUUGGCUUAAAAGGAAUAUGCAACCUUUUUUCCUUUUAGUGUUCGGAUAUUGGGAACCUAUAUACAAAUGUCAGGUUGUGCACGGUCCCUAAAAGCUCCCCAUUCAGGCUAGUAGAACUUGUAACCAUGGUAAAUGGUGUCCUCAGCUUCUACCUUUUCUGGACACCGAUGACUGUUCUGAAGUAAUAUUUGUUUGUUUACAUGUUUA